AUGGACGUUUCCGCUUUUCUGAAGGAGUUUAAGAGGGCGAGGAAGGAAUCUGGCGACAGCGUUCCUCUUGGUGGCGAAGAGAGCGCGGGUGCCGCAGGUAUAGCAAACGCAUUUUCACAAAACGCAACAACAAGUGGACGGAUUUUAUCUCCGGAUGACUCGGGGGAAAGUGAGCAGUGCAUCAGCGAUCGUGAAGCCGAAGAUGCGCCGCCUUCAUAUCUGAGAAGCAAGAGGCAACGGUAUGAUGCAUUUUGGCGGCGCACGCAAGAGGGAGGUUCGGGCCGUACACGCGAGUCUUUUACGGAGAUAAAAACGUACCGGACGAAUCAGUUUCUAAAGACGGACAGCAGCAUCCCCAAUGCGACAGUUCGGAGGGCAACUCACUCUAUUCCUUUACGAGUAGCAGCCAAGAGGGGUGGCGCGUCAACCGUUAAUAAACUACGUGAUGAGCUCUUGCGGAAAAAGAAUUCUCUCAAUCAAUCAUUGGUGGUGAGGGAGCAUACAGACAGUUGUUGUGCGGAUGAUUCUCGGGAGUGUGCAUUGAGCACAGGCGCUGAGGGAUUUCUUGUCUGUGUAGAUGAUCUUAUUGCCCCUGAGAACACGACUAUGGAUCAGUCUCCCUUUUUGGUUGAGGAUCAUGCGGCACAACUGCAAGCCAAAAAUGAGGGUGAUGUGGCCACAGCCACACCGAAAUAUUCCACGGAAGAGCAGCAGUCUUCUUCUCUUCCUCCUCCUCUUCCCCCUGUUGAGGUGGAAUUGUGCCAUGAGAAACCCAGGACUGAAAGAGUGAGUUUGUUCGCUCGAGCAAAGAUGUACUCUGGUGCGACUGCCCCUGUUGUGAAUAGGGAGUCAGAGGUCUUAAAUACGAGAAAGUUUUUGAAAUAA
This is a messenger RNA of Trypanosoma cruzi, 885 nucleotides long. RefSeq lists its product as uncharacterized. The coding region runs from base 1 to 885 and encodes 294 amino acids. The transcript has a single exon. NCBI's taxonomy places the organism in Eukaryota, Euglenozoa, Kinetoplastea, Trypanosomatida, Trypanosomatidae. The record is from RefSeq and is a predicted model, not a curated record.